GGUAAGACAAGGCCCACACACAGGUGUACUUGGAGGCCUCGAUUCAUAAGCCCAAAAAAAACAAGGAGCGCCAGCGCCAGACCCUCGGAGACCCUCCAACGGCUAGUAUCCAACGUUCAAAAUUAACAACUAUUUAAAUUUCUUCUUCCUACACUCCUCUUCCUCAAUAUCAUCGUCUCCAUUUGCUUCCUCCCCGUAUUUCUACUCUGCUCUCUUUCUCUCCCUCACUCUACCUAGAGGCGGAGGAGGCAACAUUCACAAAAUCUGCUGCAAAUCGGGCCAUAAAGCCAAUUUUGUCCCCCCAACUUCUGUAGAUUUGAAUGACGAUGCAGGAUACAUGGACUGGGCCUCCCGGCUUCCGACCAACCAAAUCUGCGCCUUCUUCGCCGGCCAAGCCACUGGGCCUAUCAAGAACUCGCUCGGAUUCAUUUCACGCCCUUCAUAAAGUCCCUGUAGGGGACACUCCGUACGUGCGAGCUAAAAACGUUCAGUUGGUAGAGAAGGAUCCGGAGAGAGCAAUUCCCCUGUUCUGGGCCGCGAUAAAUGCAGGGGAUAGGGUGGACAGUGCUCUGAAAGAUAUGGCGAUCGUGAUGAAGCAACAAAAUCGGGCCGAAGAAGCCAUUGAAGCUAUCAAGUCGUUGAGAGUACGCUGCUCAGACCAAGCUCAGGAAUCUCUCGACAAUAUUCUCUUGGAUCUCUACAAGAGAUGCGGGAGGCUGGAUGAUCAGAUCGGUUUGUUAAGACACAAGCUUUGCCUAAUCCAACAAGGAUUGGCUUUCAAUGGUAAGCGCACAAAAACCGCCAGGUCUCAGGGGAAGAAGUUUCAGGUCUCUGUAGAACAGGAAGCAACUAGAUUACUGGGGAACUUGGGAUGGGCAUUGAUGCAACAAGACAAGUACAGAGAAGCAGAGGACGCAUACAGAAGGGCACUUACAAUCGCACCAGACAGCAACAAAAUGUGCAACCUGGGGAUAUGCCUGAUGAAGCAAGGCCGGAUCACGGAGGCGAAGGACACUCUCCGGCGAGUGUCCGACGGUCCCCGGGGGAUCGAUUCUCAUCUCAAGGCCUACGAGAGAGCUCAGCAGAUGCUCAAGGACCUCGAAUCCGAAAAGAUGAGCAAGGCAGGGGGGGAUGUAGCUGAAUGGAGCAGAUUGUUCGACGCCUUUCUGGGCUCCUCUUCCAUUUGGCAGCCCCAGCCUUGCGGCAAAUCAUCGCCUGAUGAUUUCGGCGAUGAAAAUAUCAACAGGGCCAAUACCACAGUAACUAACAACAACAACAACAACAACAAAUUGCCGCCGCAACAGAGGAUGCUGAAGCAGCAGCUGGCAUCGUGGAAUGUGGAUGCCCCGCCCUUCUACUCAGGGAAGCAGCAUCAAGUUCAUGAGACUCUGAAGCGGACAAGGUUGCCGGAUAGUAAGGAUUUUGAGGAUGCUAUCCUGGCGGCAGUUCUGGGUUCUGUUUCUUCUUCAUCGUCGACUAAGGAUGAUGGGCAAGGGAAGCCGCCGCCGGUGCCGGUUGUUGUUGACUCUCAGAGGUUCAAGGUUGAGAAGAGGCUCAAGGUUUUCCAAGACAUUACUCUGUCCCUCAGCCCACGAGCCUGACUUGACUGACUGACUACUGGGAUUUGACUUCAUGAUGAUGAUGAUGAUGAUGACAUACUCUCCUGCUGCAACAUUUGUAGUCUUUCUUUUCAAACUUACAAUCUAAUCUUGAAGGUAGUAGUAGUAGUAGAGUAAGGAAGAAGAUAUCAGAUUAAGAUUUAGUUGUGGGAGGGAGAAGAUAAACUUGUUCUCCCUUAACCACUACCUUUCUAAUUGCUGGCCAUUUUCUUUUAUGAGAAUGUGGAAUAAGAAAGUGAAAUGACUCACUUUUAUCUAUUUAAUAAUUUGAGAUAAGGGUCGUUUUUCUUGCUUUGGUUAUUCACAUAACAAAAUAAGAAAGUAAGAAUACGUACUUUGUUCACAAAUACAAUAUGUAUUUAUGAGUAGGAAAAACUAGUAUACAAAACAGAGAAGACUGGCAGAAAAUGAACUGAACAACCGAACUUGGCCCCCAACUGGGAUGGCAAUUUUGACAUGACCUGUUUUACCCGACCUGUUUGGCUUGUUUUGGGGCGGGUUCGAUCUGCCCCGUAGGCGGGGCGGGGCGGGGCGGGCAUGGGUACCUCUCGUUGACCCGACCUGCCCUGACCCACCCCAUUCUCAACCCGUUCUUGCCUAACUACAUGUAAUCUUAGUAAAAUUACUUAGAAUUUUCCUCAUAUUACCUCAUAUUUUAGCUAUAAUAAAGUUACAAAUAAGUGAAAACCUCAAUUUCUCCAAUACUUUAACUAAAUUUUAUCAUAUUAUGGUUUAUUUCUCGGUAUUUUAAUGAAAAUAAUGAAUAUUUUUAAUUUUCUUCACAUAAAUUACAUACCCAUUGGGUCGACCUGCCCCGACCCGCGCCCCAUAAUAAAUUACCCGACCUGCCACGUGGCGGGUAUACGUAUCGAGAUACCCGGCCCGAACCUGUCCCAUUGCCAUUCCUAGCCCCAACCCUACGCUAGACACUACGAUUUGGGCUCAGUCUAAUGUGUAAAGGUUACAUUGGGCCGAACGAAGGAGAGAAUGGAUCCAGUCUGCUAUACAAGUGGGAUUGUCUCGACUAACAUUUUCAUGGACCCAGCGCUUCUGUAGUUCUGUAUGAACGUGUGAUGUUCCCUUGUUCGCUUUAACAGCACAAACAAGGAAGGGGGGUUGGGUCACAGGCCGGGUUGGUUGAUGUGGCUCGUCGAGUUUUAACUUUUUGGGUUUAAAAUGGGUGAUUAGAAGUUUAUGUUAGUCAAGUUAGUAAAAAAAAUUGAUGUCGUUAGCGGAGACCGACGGAAGGUAACAACAGUCAGUGAUCAAACUUCAAAUAUUAAACUAAUUUGAUCGUCCACACAUAGAGUAACAAAUUUUAAGUGGCAAACGUGAAAUAAUUUACUAAUCUCGGUGACUGAACCUGCAAUUUACCCUUUGAAAUGAUGAGCACUUAUAUCUUCUACGUCAAUCAAAUUUUAUUACCGUUCUUUCAACAACAAAUUAACCACAAUAAACUCGAUUCGAACUGUCGACAUAUCUUAAAAAAAAAUCGAUCUGAUACCAUCUUACUACGAACCCAAUAAUAAUUUGAGUGUUGCGAAAAAGAAAUAUAUGCGUUUAACCAAGUCCGUGAUGAUGAAUCAUACAUUGGCCCCAUGAUGAAUGAAUGUGGUGGAGGAGGCACUCAGCCACAUACCAAAAACUAAAGCCAAUCUCGAUACAUUGAAACCCUCGAGCUAGCUUUGGGGGAACAAGAAUUUUAUAGUGAGCACUUUUUUAAGAUUUGAGUGUCUUUCUUUCGGUGGCAACGGCACUUAGCCUGGCAUCCUGCUCCAAGUUUUACAGAACCAGCUUUGUGUUUUGGAGAAAACAAUCUCGAUGCCAAAGGAAAAUGGAAAUAUUUAUCCAAUAUAUACAUACAUGUAUCCGUUAUAGUAAACUCUGCAUUACAAAUUUUUAAUCAAACAAAUCACGUGCAUGCAUUUGUAUAUUUGGGAUGAACCCACCGAUUUGAACCGCAACCACAAUCCAUCGAGUACAUAUGAGUUCAAGUACACCAUUUCCCAAAUUCACCCUUUUCUCAGGACGAUUGGAUUGACAUCACCAGAAUCACAAUCCGAGCGUUUCAUGGUUGAAACAAAUACGGUAAUUGUCACACCACAUUCUUAAAUGUACUAAAAAGGCUAGCUUGGUCAAUGUAUGCAUUAUUUGUUGCUCACUUAUACACAAAACUAACAAAUUCAAUGCCUUCGUUUUUUGUCCCCCUUCUUCUUCUGCGACUGCCGUAUGGAUAUUAGCGAUGAAGAGACGAACUCAAUUUUCUUCUUCAUAAAAUAUAUGGUUAGAACUUGGAAGUAUUUCUUAACAUAUCAUCUUGAUAGGGAAAGAGGGAAUCUAACGGCUGGGAUCCCAUAUCUAUAGAAUUUGCUGUUUAUAAACACUCAUAACACCAAAUAAACAAAAAUCUUUAAAGUACAUUAGAUAUUAUUGAUCAAUCAAUUAUAUGUUAAAUAUGGUUAAAUUAGGGCAUAUGGUCUGAUGUUUACAUGUGAUAAUAACGAGUGAUUACUGAUUAGGAGCCUAGAGUUUCCGUUACUCGAUAUCUCAGAGUGGAAAUCAUAGUUAUUAUAUCCUAAAAUUUGGACUUUUGUUCAUUAUGGGCUUAGGCUAUGGCAAAAUUCCAGAGCUUGUCCUCAUAUACAAUUGGAUUAGAUGUUUGCCGCCUUUAUAAUGUACUAUUUUUGUAAGCACUUAUUAUAACCUAUUUUUGUAAGCACACAGAAUAUGUAUUGUUUGCACUGUUUAUAAUAUCAAAACUAUAUUAUGUGGAUAUUAUCAAUUUUUUAUCUCAAACAAUAUGUCAAAAAAAUAUUGAUAUUCAUUUUGUUGAAUUUUGAUAAAAUUAUAAGCAAGCUUCGCUCACAAUAUAUCAAAUGGAAGUGGUACGCUGCUAGAGUGUAAUGAACUUUUUCUUAGUAUAGUGAUUUAAGUACAUCAUAUUUAAUUGACUAAUCCUACUUAGUAAUCCCUUAUUCCUAUACAUAUCCAUAAAAAGACAUCUCAGAAGAUUCUGAAGUGGUCGUCAACCAAGUCCGUCAAGGCGUCUCAGAAGAUUCGAUUGGUGGUCCGCUGCUUCGAGAGUGUCUGCAGAUCCUUAACUCUUUGUCUGUCUGUAUAGAGUUUAGGGCGGUACCUAGAUCCGCCAACAGUGCUGCACAUAGAGUGGCGCGUAAAGCACUGCUUUUGUCUCUUGUAGAGCUAGAAUUUUUUGAUUUCUUGGGAUGGCUUCUUUAGAGUGUUUUAGGGGUCCUGGGUAAAAUUGUAAGCUUAACUAUUUUCUCUCAUUGAUAUCACUCAGAAAUAAAAAAUACAUAUCCAUAAAAAGGAAAAAAAAAGGAAAUUAUAAUAAAUACAUUAUUAUUAUUAUACCUCUCAACUUCAGCUUGCUCAUACCUGGCUUUGCCAUAGAAAAUGAAAGUAGGAGUAUAGAAAAUUUAUUAUUCAAAGUAUUAAGAAAAAGAAGAAGAAGAUAAUCAUAAUUGUUUACUGUAAUCUCUUUGUCGGGUUGUGGCCGGCCGGCGAACUAAACAACGAGCUUUUUAUUCAAUUAUUAUUACAAUAGUCGAGGGAGCGGAGCGGACGCAGCGUCUUGGCAAAAAAAAAAAAAAACCCGACCCGACCGCUCCUGCCAACACGUUUGCUUCCGUACCACGUGGCACGUUCUCAUUACAUGCCCCCACCUCCAACGGGAAAAUUUUAAAAAAAAUAAAGCUACAAGGAAGAUAAUUUAUUUGAAAGAUAUAUAGAGAGUGACACAAAAUUGUGACUACAUUAUCUUACAACAAUAUAAUAGUUACGUUAGGUUAUCUUGUGGAGUUGAUGUUACAUAAAUUUGUGCAAAUAUUAUACAGAGUUGAGGUGUAAUGGAUCAAGAAUUGGAGCAUGGAUGAAAAUUGAAUCUUAUACGCCGCAUGUUUUUUUUCACUACUCGCAAGAAUAUGUGGUCGGGUUAAUUUUUUUUAAAAUGUCAUGAUGGAUUAGAUUAGACAAAUGAAAUUGAAAUUAUUAUUGCUAAAUAAUAUAUGUAGGGGUUCGUCAAAACCCGAAUUGUAGACUUUGAUCCUACUAUAUUGUUUUAGUAUUGUCAAACUAGUUGAACCAUAUAAAGCCUAUGUUUGAUCCGACUUUUAGAAGUGAUUUUCGGCUUCAAAAGCUGAAGCAAGGCCAAACACCUUUAAAAGUUCGAUUUUUGAAAAGUCGGAAAACACUUUUGUAUAACAUAAAAGCAGAAGUUUAUGCGAAAAACUGUUUUGAAAAUACAAGGUCAUCAUUACCAUAUUUAAAUUUUAUUUCACAAACUAUAAUUUUCUUACAUUUAUACAUAGUAAAAUUAAAAUAAAGUA
Linum trigynum is the source of this 5965-nucleotide messenger RNA. The record is from the annotation of a GenBank genome assembly. Lineage: Eukaryota; Viridiplantae; Streptophyta; Magnoliopsida; Malpighiales; Linaceae.